AGACAAUGUGAUAAAGCGCUUGCAGACCUUUUCAAGGAUGACGUUUUUGUGGAUUUCUUCAAUACAUUUCUGAAUUUGCCAGUAUGUACGGAUUUCUUGUUAAUCAACACCAUUGUAGUUUCUGUAUAUCUUGGAUACACACAUUUCUGUAACGUUUAUCUUGGCCUAGGUGUUUGGUCAGACUCCGUUAUGUGUUCUAUCCGAAAACAAGUGGUACCUUUGUCCUGAAAUUCCACACAUCCAGGUAACCAAGACAUAUUAGAAAAGUGAAUGAAGUACUCACACUAAUUUAGGUGUACAAAACAAUCAAAUGAUCAACAAGAUUACCACAUUCAAGCUGAUAAGUCAAAUUGCUACUGACUGGCCUGUCAUUCAUUGCCAUUGUAGGAUGUGAGAAGAGGCGGGUUCCUUGUAUGGCUAAGCGUGCAUCGGUUCGUUUUCUUCAAACAGACAGAGCUGUAUCACUACUACUCCUUGUGUAAAGAGUUCCUGCAGUUUUCAUCAUGCCAAGCUAAAGGUCAAGACUUAAAUACAUCAAACAGCAAUUUCAGUGUUUGAAGUAGAUCGGUUGAAUAGAUUGUUGUGCAAGAGUGUGCUUUGUUUCUGGUUAAGAUAAUGUUAGGCUAAAUCAAUACAUGGAAACAGACUAAAUCAAUACAGGGAUGAUGGAGGUAAAUACUCUUACAUCAGAAAAUAUGUAAUAUUCGUUUCCAUCCCAGAGAAAGACUAUACAGCUGUCAAUAAAGCAUUAGACAAUGGUACAGCCCGUCAUAGUAGGCCAGGCUGUCUUGAGUAUUAGCAAACCAUUUGAAGCAUUGAGAUAAUAUAUAAGCAUAGACCAAAUGUAUUGAUGAGAGCAUGUGUUGUGACCAGUGUGCAGUAUAUGAAAGGGAGGGACAAGGAAUUUUAUCAGAAGUUAAAAUUCCUUAGGGAGGGGUAGGAUGCUAUGUAAUUCUAUUCUAUUCUAGUCUUCUUCACACCUGUCGAUUGUGCUAUUCCCUUCUCAGAGGUGCUGAAGUGGACAUUUGCAGACCAGUGGCUGCUGAAGAGAUGCCUGGGCAGUGUGAGAGGGAUGAGGCGCUUCUGUUCUUUUGUCAAAGGCACUCGUGGUACGUCUUUUUAUUGUCUCUGAGAUGAUUUAGGUUUUUAGAAACUACUUUAAUAUAUUUUAUGGCCUUGAAAAUGUGAAAUUUAAUUUCAUAAUACCCCUGAGAUAGGAAGUUACAGAAAUGUAAGCUAUGUGGUCAGUGGCCCUUGUUUGUUUCAACCACAAAGUGUGAAAUUUGGUUUUGUGCGAGUUGUAGACUGAAUUUUGCAGUAGCAAGUUGACUUUGAAAAGGUAAAAGAGGAGACUUGAGUUCCAGGAUCCAGUCAAAGUAAACCUUUUAAUACAGAGCUUUCAGGGUACAGGUAAAAAUGCAAAGGCUAAUAGCGCCAGAGGCUAAAAAAGCCAAGGCCAAUAGUAUGGUGGAAGAGCUAAAAGGCAAAUGGCCUAAAAAGGCCUCAAGAUGAUAUAGUCAUUCUGAGUUACGUAUACUGAUACAAACUGAUACAACUUUCAAUUCAACAAUGAGAAUAGUGAGACAUUUGCUACUUUGGGUACAGAGAGAGAGAUGUUCAGCCAGUUUAAGGUUGGAUUGUCACGAGUUGAGCCCUCUGAGAAUUCUGUUUCCUGUGUGAUCUGAGGCACAGAGAAAGCUGGAAAACACUUGUAUGUGUGAGUAAUUAAGCAGGUUACUCAUGAUAUGAUUGUAAGCAAAGAUUUGUGAGUAUAUGACAUCUGGGUCAUCGUCGAUCUUGGUCGUCUGGGUUGGUCCCUAAAAUCCCCCCUAUAAUCGAUUAGGCUCUGCCCUCAAUGAAUGUUACUCCUCCGUCCUCAGUGUGUGUGUGUGUGCGUGCGUGCGUGCAUGCGCGCGCGCGUCUUGUGUACCUGAAGGAGAGGAGUUGGUGACGUUCUUUGUGAGAGUGGAGCGUCUCCUGCAGAUACACUGGCAGCAGGAUAGGACUCAGAGGAACCGCUACCAGGCCCUGCUUACUGUCAUCAGAGCUGUCCAUCUCACCGAAGGCUCCAUCAUCAUGACCACCUGUCGCAUCCCCUCUGGUAACACAGGAGGGCCUGCAUCCAAAAUAUCACCUUAUUCCCGUUACUGUAUACCACUUUUGACCAGAGCCCUAUGUGCCCUGGUCAAAAGUAGUUCACUAUAAGGAAUAGGAUGCCAUUUGGGAUGCAUACAGGGGUUAGCCUACUGUUAUUGUAUAAAGCACUUCGUGACAUACUGUUUUUAAAUGGACUGAAGAGAUACAAAUUGAUUGAUGAUUGAUUGACACUGCCCUGCUACAUACACUACCAGUCAAAAGUUUGGACACACCUACUCAUUCAAGGGUUUUUCUUUAUUUUUACAAUUUCUUACAUUGUAGAAUAAUAGUGAAGACAUCAAAAUAUGAAAUAACACAUAUGGAAUCAUGUAGUAACCAAAUAAGUGUUAAACAAAUCAAAAUAUAUGUUAUAUUUGAGAUUCUUCAAAUAGCCACCCUUUGCCUUGAUGACAGCUUUGCACACUCUUGGCAUUCUCUCAACCAGCUUCAUGAGGUAGUCACCUGGAAUACAUUUCAAUUAACAGGUGUGCCUUCUUAAAAGUUAAUUUGUGGAAUUGAUUUCCUUCUUAAUGCGUUUGAGCCAAUCAGUUGUGUUGUGACAAAUAAAUGCUUCACAGAGUUCAAGUCACAGGCACAUCUCAACAUCAACUGUUCAGAGGGGACUGUGUGAAUCAGGCCUUCAUGGUCGAAUUGCUGCAAAGAAACCACUACUAAAGGACACCAAUAAUAAGAAGAGACCUGCUUGGGCCAAGAAACACGAGCAAUGGAUAUUAGACCGGUGGAAAUUUGUCCUUUGUUCUGGUGUCCAAAUUUGAGAUUUUUGGUUCAAACUGCCGUGUCUUUGUGAGAUGCAGUGUGGGUGAACGGAUGAUCUCUGCAUGUGUAGUUCCCACCAUAAAGCAUGGAGGAGGAGGUGUUAUGGUGUGGGGGUGCUUUGCUGGUGACACUGUCAUUGAUUUAUUUUAUUUAUACACUUAACCAGCAUGGCUACCACAGAAUUCUGCAGCGAUUCGCCAUCCCAUCUGGUUUGGGCUUAGUGGGACUAUCAUUCGUUUUUCAACAGGACAAAGACCCAAAACACACCUCCAGACUGUGUAAGGGCUAUUUGACCAAGAAGGAGAGUGAUGCAGUGCUGCAUCAGAUGACCUGGCCUCCACAAUCCCCUGACCUCAACCCAAUUGAAAUGGUUUGGGAUGAGUCGGACGGCAGAAUGAAGGAAAAGCAGCCAACAAGUGCUCAGCAUAUGUGGGAACUCCUACAAGACUGUUGGAAAAGCAUUCCAGGUGAAGCUGGUUGAGAGAAUGCCAAGAGUGUGCAAAGCUGUCAUCAAGGCAAAGGGUGGCUAUUUGAAGAAUCUCAAAUAUAAAAUGUAUUUAGAUUUUUUAAACGCUUUUUUGGUUACUACUUGAUUCCAUAUGUGUUAUUUCAUAGUUUUGAUGUCUUCACUAUUAUUCUACAAUGUAAAACAAUUGUAAAAAAUUAAGAAAAACCCAUGAAUGAGUAGAUGUGUCAAAACUUUUGACUGGUAUGGCGAUAUUAUAGUAGGCUUUUAUAAUGCAUACCAACAAAGUAAACAUGGAUACUAUACAGUACAUAGUUUAAACGUGUUUCAUGGUACGUAAACACCAUUGUCAUGCCAUGUCACCAUGUGUACCACCAUGACACAAUGUUAACCACCAUGUCACCUCUUUUGAUACCAUGGUUCUCCUCAGAGGGUUUGUUGAAGAUCUUCUCAGGGAGUGAACCUGGUGGGAUGGAUCAGAUUCUGGAUCAGAUGAGGUCCAAAGCCUUAUGCUGUCUUCAGUCCUACUGGCUGCCCCAGUACCUCAGCUCCUGUAAGCUCUCCAUCACCAAACUGAAGGAGUGUGCCUCCAUCGCCAAAGAGUACGAGGACGUUGCCUCUAACCUCACCCUGGUAGAGAACCCGGCUCCGCUUGACCCAAUGGGGUGGAGUUUAGGCUCGCCACCUUCAGAGGGCCUUACAGUGACCCGGACCUACUGCUCCAAAGUCAGGAAGAGGCUGCUGUGGAGGGCCCAUCAGAGGCCUAAUACAGGGCAUUGGGUUGGGGCAGCAGGGAAGCCUGAUGGGCCGGCCAUGCAGCAGUGGUUGCCCAUGGCCGGAGACGGAGACCAGGGAGAGUGUACCAAUAUAGUGCACUACAUGAGUAGGCAUGGGGAGGAGAUUGUGGUCGGUGGUGACAAGAAACAUGGGGGUAGUGGCAAGAGGGAGGGCAGAAGCAAGAGAGGAGAAAGUGGGAGCUCAAAGAGAAGUACCAGAACUCUCCUCAGAAAGGUGAGCUCUGCUACUCUUGGGCCCAGAACUGGCCCCCUCCCUGUUAUGCCCAUCCUCCCAUCCAAGAGCCUGUCCAGUCUGGACAGCAGCAGCAGCAGUGACCCCAUCAUCCCCCCUCAUGCCUGUAUGGAGACCCCCAUCUGCCACCUCCCCUCCAUCACCCCCACCACCACCCCUGUCCCCCCUACUCCCUCUCCUCCUUCCAGAACGGUCUGGGGCACACCACACUACGAUGAGCACCUCUCCCUGGCCCUGUCCGCUGAUGCUCUUGCUGGGGGUCCCUAUGAGAAUUUCCUUAGGGUCAGGGGCCAGGGGGUCAUGCUGCACCACCUGGGACUGUGGCAGGAGCUGGAUGGCUUCCUCAACCUCCUGCUCAAGAUGGAGGAGGGCCCUUCCAAGGCUCUGAGACAGGUGCUGGCUAGAAAGUUAAUGGCUGUGUACUUGAGUGAUGCGUGGCAGUGUGUUAGUCGCCCUGAGGGUGAGCGGUGCACCACCUACCUGACCAAAUCCACCGUCUGCCACCUCAUAAACCUCCUCCCCUCUGGCAAUGUGAUGCCCUGGAUCUACACGGCCAAGCAGGAACUAUGCCAGGUGGGUGGUAAACCUUUUUUGACUGCAGUAUGUGGUUGACAGCAAAGUGAUUUGUUAUUUAUACUUCUUCUCACUCCUUGAUUACAAAGCCAUGUAUUCAGUGUCAGUACAAGGUUUUCCCUCUUUCCAUUUGAGCAGAUUCUGGGUCCCACCUACAAUGCAUUUCUGGAUGAAGAAGACAAAGUCCUUCUCUUCUAUCUGGUAACCAACUAAUUUCUAACCUGAUUAUUAGGAUAGUGGAAUUCUCAAACAGCUACUCCAGAGUCCUUCUGUAGUUUUACUCGCCGCUCCAUCGUUCUAUCUCUCAGUUCAGUCAGAAUGAGGUAAAGGGGAAAGUGAGUCAUGGAGCGACAGCGCCCUCCAGUGCUCCCACUGCUCCAGAGCAGCAGGUGAGGAGGAUGAGGGAGGCUCUGGCUCUCUGUCAGGCCAUUGCUGAGCCUCUCACUGAGGAGACCUGGGCCCUGCUGCCCCUAGAGGACAUCAGCAGGGGAGGCUCUGUCCACUUGCACUACAGGAAGACCAGUAAGAACUAAAUUAGUAGCAUUUGGUUGUAAUAGAAGUACUCUACGGACAAGAGUUGUCCUCCUCACACCAUUUGGUGUAAAACAGAGGCAUGUUUUUUUCUCCUCACCUCUCAGAUCUGUAUGACCUUCCGUUUGAAACCCUUGCUGAGAAGUACCCCAAGGUGGCUGUGGAGGCGAUCAGUAAAACUCACAGGCUCUACUAUGACUGGAAGCCAGUACAGGGUAUUACAUUCAAACUUUUCAUAUCAGCUUCAAUGAUUAAUAAGUCAAUGAAACAUAACAAUAAAAUGUGUCCUUCAGAGGAGACAAAGAAGCCAGUGGUGACAUCCAGUACUAAGAAGCCGUUCCACCUGAUGAAGGACAAGGACCACAGCUUUGCCAAAAAACCAUCCAUGAGACCAAGGUUUUUAGGGGAGGUGAUGAGAAGUCCCACCAACCCUGGAAUUCUUCAAGCGUUACCUGAGGGCCUAUGAUGCUCACGGAGCGCUGAACUUCUACCACGAGGUGGAUAAGCUGCGGCACGUCGACAGCCUCCUCCAGAAGACGAAGAUCAACAGCAUCGUGGCCCGCUUCCUCAGACGAGCAGACGCUAGUAACCACACUGAAUAGAUUAUAAUAGAAUAAUUUGUCCUCUAAGAAGGAAAUUAUUUUCCUGACUUAUAGGUUAAUGAAUAAUCACAUUGACUUUGUAUCAUAUAUACAGUGGGGGAAAAAAGUAUUUAGUCAGCCACCAAUUGUGCAAGUUCUCCCACUUAAAAAUAUGAGAAAGGCCUGUAAUUUUCAUCAUAGGUACACGUCAACUAUGACAGACAAAUUGAGAAAGAAAAUCCAGAAAAUCACAUUGCAGGAUUUUUUAAUGAAUUUAUUUGCAAAUUAUGGUGGAAAAUAAGUAUUUGGUCACCUACAAACAAGCAAGAUUUCUGGCUCUCACAGACCUGUAACUUCUUCUUUAAGAGGCUCCUCUGUCCUCCACUCGUUACCUGUGUUAAUGGCACCUGUUUGAACUUGUUAUCAGUAUAAAAGACACCUGUCCACAACCUCAAACAGUCACACUCCAAACUCCACUAUGGCCAAGACCAAAGAGCUGUCAAAGGACACCAGAAACAAAAUUGUAGACCUGCACCAGGCUGGGAAGACUGAAUCUGCAAUAGGUAAGCAGCUUGGUUUGAAGAAAUCAACUGUGGGAGCAAUUAUUAGGAAAUGGAAGACAUACAAGACCACUGAUAAUCUCCCUCGAUCUGGGGCUCCACGCAAGAUCUCACCCGGUGGGGUCAAAAUGAUCACAAGAACGGUGAGCAAAAAUCCCAGAACCACACGGGGGGACCUAGUGAAUGACCUGCAGAGAGCUGGGACCAAAGUAACAAAGCCUACCAUCAGUAACACACUACGCCGCCAGGGACUCAAAUCCUGCAGUGCCAGACGUGUCCCCCUGCUUAAGCCAGUACAUGUCCAGGCCCGUCUGAAGUUUGCUAGAGUGUAUUUGGAUGAUCCAGAAGAGGAUUGGGAGAAUGUCAUAUGGUCAGAUGAAACCAAAAUAGAACUUUUUGGUAAAAACUCAACUCGUCGUGUUUGGAGGACAAAGAAUGCUGAGUUGCAUCCAAAGAACACCAUACCUACUGUGAAGCAUGGGGGUGGAAACAUCAUGCUUUGGGGCUGUUUUUCUGCAAAGGGACCAGGACGACUGAUCCGUGUAAAGGAAAGAAUGAAUGGGGCCAUGUAUCGUGAGAUUUUGAGUGAAAACCUCCUUCCAUCAGCAAGGGCAUUGAAGAUGAAACGUGGCUGGGUCUUUCAGCAUGACAAUGAUCCCAAACACACCGCCCGGGCAACGAAGGAGUGGCUUCGUAAGAAGCAUUUCAAGGUCCUGGAGUGGCCUAGCCAGUCUCCAGAUCUCAACCCCAUAGAAAAUCUUUGGAGGGAGUUGAAAGUCCGUGUUGCCCAGCGACAGCCCCAAAACAUCACUGCUCUAGAGGAGAUCUGCAUGGAGGAAUGGGCCAAAAUACCAGCAACAGUGUGUGAAAACCUUGUGAAGACUUACAGAAAACGUUUGACCUGUGUCAUUGCCAACAAAGUGUAUAGAAUAAAGUGUUGAGAAACUUUUGUUAUUGACCAAAUACUUAUUUUCCACCAUAAUUUGCAAAUAAAUUCAUUAAAAAUCCUACAAUGUGAUUUUCUGGAUUUUUUUCUUCUCAUUUUGUCUGUCAUAGUUGACGUGUACCUAUGAUGAAAAUUACAGGCCUCUCUCAUCUUUUUAAGUGGGAGAACUUGCACAAUUGGUGGCUGACUAAAUACUUUUUUUCCCCACUGUACAGUAGGCAAUGUUAUGUCACUAUGCGCAUCACACUCACGCUCAACACAAGUCAAAGCCACACUCUUGUGCGCUCGAGUUAGCCUAAUUAUGAUAUGUGCAUAGCACUAUAGUUAGCCUACUCUUUUAAAGAAAAGUGUAGCCAGCCUGGUCUCAUAGACUAGAUGUAACAUAGUAAACGUACAUUUGUAACACUCAAAUUAGUAUGAUAUGUUAUGUUACUGAAGGUAAAAACCAAGGUUGUGUGUUCGAAUCUCAUCACAGACAACUUUACAAUUUUAGCUAAUUAGCAACUUUGCAACUACUUUUGAGCCACUUUGCAACAACUUUGCACGUUAGAUAACCCUUGCUUAACCAUUUAACCUAACUUCUAACCUUAACCCUAACCCCAGCUAGCGUUAGCCACCUAGCUAACGUUAGCCACUUAGCUAACGUUACCCACAACAAAUUGGAAUUCGUGACAUAUAUACAAGUUUUGCAAAUUCGUAACAUAUUGUACGAAUUGCAAUUUUAACGUAUCAUACAAAAUGGAUGAUGGACAUCCACAAAUUAAAACAUACCAUACGAAACGUAAUAUAUCAUACUAAUUGGAGUGUCCCGGAUUUAUGUUUACUAUGUUAAGCCUACCCCUAAGUCCAGGUUGGUGUAGCCUACAACUGCUCAAUACUCUUCAUUGCCAAAAAGUCUUCCAGUUAUCUUUGUAGCAGGGCCCAGGUCUCCUCAGUGAAAUUAUUUUCUUUCAGUUUGUGCAUUUAUUUUUGUGUUUGCCACGUGGCUGUUGCAGCUUCUCUGAGCUCCACUCGUGCACAUCCUCUCUGCGUACACCCGCAUUUGAUUCAGAAGCGCGCACCCCCUUUCCCCGACGUCUCUGUUAUUUUGUCAAUUUAUUAUUUGUUUAAUGAUAGCUCUCGUAUUAAACAUGUAUACAGGUUAGAUUGAAAAAGGCCUGUGAAUAUGAUGUGGUGUUAUGAUAGUCUACUUCUACACGUGUGUGUAGUCUUCAGCUUGUAGAUUAGGUUUCAACCAGUUAAUUUGUUAUGUGCACCCCUGCUUGUUGAGGCAAUGGUUUUGCACAGGGAGUGGGCUCAAGGUAUUUCUACCUGGCUUUACCAGUGAUCUGUAUGCUCUGAAGGGGACAGUAUCCAUAUGUGGUUAGGCUGUAUUUUGUCUUGACAUAGCCCGUUUCCUACCGGCCAAAUCCUGAUUUAGGAGUGAGUUCAUUUUGUAGGCCUAAUUGAUUUUGUGAGGGGAAAGCAUAUGACUGUCCACAUUGUUUGUUUUUGUAGGUUAAGUGUGUGUGCAUAUUUUUGGCAACAUUAUUAUGCAGGCCUACCCCUGCUACCACUUCUACCAUUUUGUUAAUAAAACCCACAAUUUUUGCACCUUAUCCUUUGCCUCCUGUCUGCCUACUAGCUGAAGGACUAAAGUCAAACGGCUUUCAUCUUUAGCCGUGAUAGUCGUUUAUAACAGGCUGCUAUUUAGCCAUAGCCUAAGAAACUGAUUUUCGACCAACCCUUACAUGGCGAUACUUUCUUAGUUCUCGGCUUGGAAGUCCCCAGUGUCUUUUAAACUCUGAUGGCUAGAUGGCUAAUGUUUGAAUUUAGAAAAUGCUCUGUUAUAAAUUAAAUACAUUUUUGCUUCAUGAAGUAAUCCAACAAUGUAUACUCCACCAUCUUGUCUAUUUCUGAUCUUCUCUUAUUGAUUGAGACAGGUGGGUGUUGUCCACUCCAAAGUAUUCUUCUUCUUCUUCUUUGGUUUUGAAAUGGUGGUUGGCAAUCACAGGGUGGCAUUACUGCUACCAACUGGACUGGAGUGUAAAUACAUUACACUUUGUAAAAAAAUUUUUUAACACCCUCCACCAUUCCACUACUUUGACCCUAUCUGCUCCUACACCAUGCCAACGGCCUGGGAGGACGGGACACAACCACUCAACACACCCUGUAACUCUUCUGAAGUCAGAUCUCAUACAUCCAAGCACUUCUCUGCACCUGCCACCAAAACAUAUAUUUUCUGUGAUACAGUUGAUAAUCAUUGCUAUGAACGCUAAGAAGCCAACCUUACUGAAGCAUAUAUCACUCAUUGGCCUAUCACUCUGUGCUGGCACAGAUCUACUACUCAAAGGGAUCCUCUCAGGAUCUCUCACCCUUGACCCAUCAUCUUCUACAUUUUAGUCAUAUAGCAGAUGCUCUUAUCCAGAGCGACUUACAGUUAGUGAGUGCAUACAUUAUUUUUUUAUUAUUAUUAUUUAUUUUUUACUGGCCCCCCGAGGGAAUCGAACCUACAACCUUGGCAUUGCAAACACCAUGCUCUACCAACUGAGCCAAAUCCCUGCCGGCCAUUCCCUCCCCUACCCUGGACCAAUUGUGCGCCGCCCCAUGGGUCUCCCGGUCGCGGCCGGCUAUGACAGAGUCUGGAUUCGAACCAGGAUCUCUAGUGGCACAGCUAGCACUGCGAUGCAGUGCCUUAGACCACUGCGCCACUACUUUCUUCACUGCCUCUGGUCACCUCAACCUGCCUCUCUCGCACUGGACACUUCCGAUCUUCAGCAACAUGGGCACCCCUACAGUUGGCACACACAACUUUGUCCACCAAAACUACACAAUCCUCUGUCCCAUGCCCUCCUGCACACUUCCCACAUCUUGGAAUCUCCCUCCUACACACUGCUGCUACAUGACCAUAAACUUGGCACCUGAAACACCACAGUGUGUUCGGCACAAAAGCUCUAACAGGAUAAAUGAUAUAUCCUAACAUGACUUUGUCGGGUAAAAACUCUGAUUCAAAACUCAAAAGGACAGACUUUGUUCCACCCCAAAGUGCUGCACGUCAUGAGCGAGACUCAGAAAUCAAGAGUCGCUUUGAAUGGCACUCACCUGGCUCAAUCAAUGAGAGAGGAUCAGAAAUGGACUAGAUGGCGGUGUAUACACUGUUGGAUUACUUCAUGGAGCAAAAAUGUAUUUAAUUUAAUAACGGAGCAUUUUCAAAAUUCAAUCCUUCACCCUGCAACUAGCCAUGGGAGUUUAAAAGACCAGGGGACUUCUACGUUGAGAAUUAAGAAAGUAGGCCAUAUCGCCUAUAUAUCAAAAAUAAAUAGCAGCCUGUUAUUAACUGCUAUCACAGCUAAUGAAGAAAGCCUUUUUAUCCGAUCAGCUGCCUGCCUACGUUCCCCUUGAGACCCAGUCCCAAGGUCCACCAGAGGGCGCUAUUAUUCCUGCCGUUGUUUGACCUCUAAUAGCACCCUCUGGUGGCCCUUGGGGCUGCUUGAGACCGUAAAUCACGUUUGCCUUUCCACACACUGAACCCAGCAUAUUAUUAACAAACUAUAAUUGAAGUCCCCCUGUCUGUCUGUCUGUCAUUGUAGAGGAUUAUCUUCAGUGCAGUGCCAACCUCAUCUCUCAGAUCCCCAAGAUGAGACAUGUUUCUCCCGACAUACUUUUUGCAGCUCAGGAUCUGGUUAUCAAAUCUCUGGAGGCAACCUGGUACUGAACCUUGAUAAGUGAUUCCAACAUAUUUUUGUUAUUACAGCAGUUUAUUAUAUUAUGAGUUAAUUUAAAAUACCUCUUCUUAUUAAUGCUGCUCACCACAUGUUUAUCUGGGAAUUUUUGCUAUCUUUAGACACUAUCUGCAGUAUGCAGGACAUCUGCCUUUUAAAGUGUGUAGUUGGAUCAUAACAUGUCUAUAAAACAUGCACAUUUUCCAACAGAUGUUUUACUGCAUGGCUUCAAAGCAUUAAGGUUUCAUGGAUACAGAUAUUAUUUUGUGGGACAAAAUGUUUGUGUCCUCUUUUGUACAAAGUAAAAAUGUUGUAUAAUUUAUUAUGUAUGGUGCAGCAUGGUAGCCAAACAGUAGGAUGUUCUAUACAACAAUGUUUUUCUAACAAGACAAUUAUGGAUGAAUCUAAAAAGUAUGGCUAAAGAAUAUGAAUAAAAAACAUUGAUUUGUAUUUAUUGUGGACCUUAUUCUUCUGCAGGUUCAAAAAGUAUCAAGAGACCUUUCCUCCUUGUACCAAUGUUAUUGACACCAGCAAAAGAACCGUCAUCCUCACAAACAAACUGGUGAGUUGUCACCACUUUACUAUGAACCUGUGUCGGCUGAGACUUAUGUUCAAACUUAGAAUCUACUACUGCUCUCAAUUCCUAAUGUGGCACAUAUCGUCUAUAUUUCUUUAAAGUUAACUAUUCUUUUAUCACAAAAUUCGUUCCUCUUUUUCUUCUUAUAGAAACAUGUGUGGAGCGUCUUCUCCAGGUUAAUCAAAAGCAUCUGUAAAUUCCGUAAUGCCAUGAAGGACAUUCUGACCAGAAGCAAGUUUGAGGCCUACCUCAGACACAACUGGCAUGACUUCUCUCUAAGUAAGUUCCUCUGUUUAGCUUUUCCAUUCCACUAUUUUACUUGUGAUGUAGCUGAUGUUAUUAGGGAUAGAGUUAGGGUUAGGCUGUGGGUUUCUUUCAACAGCAUUUUAUCCUCCGUUGCCCAAAUAGUAACAUGGUGAUGGUGUUCUGACACUCGAACGACAAGGAGGGACUUGGUCUCUCUCCCUCCUAACAGUGGCUCAUGGUGGAUACGCUAGUGCAUCAGUGGCCAUGCACAAACUCUACGCAUUUCCUCCUGUAGGGCUUGUCGUUGGUUCUUGUUCCUGAUGGCCCAAGAAGCCAUGGUUCUCGGAUAUCAUUUGCUUGUUGGGCGGAGAUUAGUGGCCACCCACACUGCGCGCUUAUCGUCUCGGGCACAUUGGGGGUUUGGUUGGUCUCAGAGCAUUUAGUAUUAUUCUAUACGUAAAUCCGAGACACUCCAUUUAGUAUGAUAUGUUACGUUUUGUAUGGUAUGUAUUAAUUGGUGGAUGUCCAUCACACAAUUCGUCUUAUAUGUUACGAAUUUGCAAAACGUAUGAUAUGAUACGAAUUCUAUCUAGGUGGCUAACGUUAGCUAGGCUAGGAGUUAGGGUUAUGGGUUAGGGUUAAGGUUAAGGGUUAAGGUUAGGAUUAUGGUUAGGGUUAGGGAAGGGUUAGCUAAAAUGGUUAAGGAUAAGGGAAGGGGAAGGUUUAGCUAACAUGCUAAGUAGUUGCAAAGAAGCUAAAAAGUAGUAAGUCGUUGAAAAGUUGCUAAUUCGCGUUAUACGCUCACCCAUCCACCCCGACCAACCACACUCUUUUCGUUUUGGCCUUAAGUAAUUAUCUGUCUUAUGUAACCAUACCAAACAUAACAUAUACUAAAUGAAGUGUCUCGGAUUUAGGUACAGACUAAUACAAAAUGCUCUGAGACCAGGUUUGGAGAGUUGGCACCUGCAGCCAAGAGUUGGAAUCUAGGGGCCUGGAUGGCUGGAGCUUUACCUCCAAAUCUGAUGGCUGGAGCUUUACCUCCAAAUGUAUUGCUAUUAUUCAGCAUGAGGCAUCCUCCACAGAAGGAUUGUGUCUAUUUAAAUGGUGUGCGUUUGAACUCUGUUCUAUUGUGGGCCUUUUUUGAUCAGGGUCGUUCAAUCUCCACUUUAAAAGUGUAGAUGCUUCCCUGCUCCUGGUUUUAGCUUCGGCUAAUUGCAUUGGGUUUUCCCACGCAUGAUCCGUGACGCUUUCCGUACUCAGUUUACCCCUGGCAAGUCCAGGUGAUGGUGCAUCCUAAUGCAGCCUAUGUGCCCAGUCACAAGUUCUACAGGUCUUAAGCCUUCUAGCUAUCCCCUUUAGCUUUUCCCUUUUCCCUAACGUAUUUUGCCCGCCACCCCAUUUUUAUAUAAAAGGUUAUUUGCGACCCCACCAUGUAAAAAAAGGUGAUGUGAUCAAUGGCCAAUGUUUACAUUUUUAAUUGGGGCUAUGACAGUCUCUUACAGAUCAGCCUGAGUUCUUUUGUAGGAAGAAAACAGAAAACUCUCUGUUUAUUACAACCGCAUCUACUAAUGUAAACCCGGUUCUAUGAACCAAGCGCAAUUAUUGCAAUUUUAUUUCAGAGCUCUUGCUCUACUACCAUUUUCAAAUCAGGUGACCCAACAUGGGUUCCUGAUCCCUAGUUUGGGAAACGCUGUGCUAGUGCAGUGGCGUCAUUGCCCAUAGGGGGCACAGGGGCACAUGCCCCCUCAGAUUUGUCCUGUUAAUUUGUAUUUAUUUAUUUCUGUAAUGCUACUAGCCACAAUUUUAUGAAGUUGGCUUUAGCUAGCCCAGAUACAGUAGGUUCACAAUCUCCCAACCUCAUAACUAGCUACCAAGAAGACAUUUCAGGCUAUCAAUCAAGUUAGAGUAGCUAGCUUGUCGAACUAUCUUAGCUGGCAUGCCUGCUGGCAAGGUUGGCAGACUUUAGAAAAGCAAGCAAUAACUAAAUGGACUGAAUAAGACUCGCAUUCCUUUCAAUCAUUUACCCAGAUUUUAGCAGCGAUGCAGAGAAGCAUAUUUAGUUUCUUUAAAAAAAAGAACCACCAGUCAGGAGGAUACAGACAGCUCAAGAGGUAUGCUUAGAUAUGCAGAAAAAUAUACGUAUUUUUUACAUAGAAUUAAGCAUAAUGAUUAUGUCUCUAGAUUGUAGGAAAAAGCUGUUUUGGGUGUUUGAAAAAUGCAAAAUCCUCCAAUUUACUAGUCCCCCUCUGGACCACCCACCAGCCAUCCUGACGUAUUUUGUGCCCCCUCAGAUUUUUGGGCUGCCUGACGCCACAGCGCUAGUGAGACCAGCUUUAUUUUCUGUCCAGUCCGCGGGAAAGCUUUUUAAGCAACGUCUCUCCCACAGGAUUAUGGAGGCUAUCUCCCUGGCAUAUAGCAGCAAGAAGCAGGUGUUAUCUAGUGGUAUGCGGUGUAGUGGGCGUCAUUUAAGGGAUUGACUGUUAGUGAUAUCUGUGUGGAGGUGAGCUGGGCAUUACCCAGGUUUUAUAGCUUGGAUGCCACUAUUCACUCUGCAGUUCACAGUUAGCUCUCAAGAACCCAAGUGGGGUAUACCCAGUUUACAGCUGUCCCCCCUUGGCUUCUCAGCUGAUGGUACUGGUUCCUUCAGGGAACAGUAGUUAUAUUAAUUCAUAACUUUACGUUUCUCAGGGUACAUACCAUCAAUGGGCAGCCGGCAAAUUGAAUCUGUUGACCUGUGCUCGGAGGCCGUAGACUCGUCCAACUUGAAGAGGCGAGUCAUCAACCGCAAACUGAUAACAGUGGAGUUCCUUGUCAACGAUCUGUCGUUCUACCUGGAGACAGAGAGGUGAUUUUUGAUUAAUCUAUUAUAAUUUCCUAAACUGAAUAUUGAGAGCAUUUGUGAUUUAGUUCCUGGAUGGGGUGUAUUUCAGAUUUGCCUACUAACCUGAAAUGCAUCAUUAACUGACAAAGGAACUAUAUUUGUGUCUACUGUGGUGCUGUGUUAGUUUCAGGAACAUGGCAGACUCGGACACUAUGAUGGCGUCAGCGGGCAUGUAUGGGGAGAAUGACAAUGCCCUGCUCCACCAGAAAGCAGAGAUGAUCAUCAAGCUCUUUCUCAAGUCAGAUAUCUCUCCCAAACUCAGGGUAUGGUUUCUAACUAACUCAUCCACUGACUGUAUCUCACCCCCUAGCCCCUCUGACCUCCCACAGGAACAGUCUUAACAUAUUAGAGCUGAGUGAUAACGUGUGAGAUAUUUAGCUUGCGCUUUACAUUACAAUUCAAGGAGGCUGAUAUUAGAUUCAAAACUAAUGAGAACACAGACUCCAGUUGGAUAUUUUUAUAAUUCCAUCAUUUUAAAUACUUUAUCUAUGUAAUCUAUCUCAUGAUUCUGAUCUACCGGUAUCUGAUAGUGUGUCCUCAUUGUCUCCUUUUACAGGUUAACAUAGCAGAGAGUGCCAGGGAUUCCAUCCAGCAGGCCUUUGCCAUGGGCAAGGUAGACCGAGGGCUCUUCCAUGAAGCCAUCAUGGCUAUCUUCCCUAACCUCAUCUUCUGCUGGAAAAAGUGAGUGCGUGGGCAACACCUCAUCCCAAGUGUGCCCAGCACCUUCUAAAACUCUCCCAACCUUUUGCCCACAGGACUGAUAAAUUAUGACUAAGGCCAAAAGUCUUUCCUUAUCAUGUGAUCUUGUACUAUCCGAUGAUGACUAUGCUUGCCAUGCAGGUUCUGUAGCCAAAAGGUGAAAAAAGGUAUAGUUGGAGAUUAUUCUAAGAAAGAAGACUCCACAGAUCUUCAUGACUACCUCCAUCCCUUAAACUCUGACUUGUACCGGAAGGUACAAACUACCAUGUCCAUGACGGGUGAGUCCUGAGGGAUGUUAUUUCAACACAGUUCUUCAUUUAAAAUGAUGACCCCUUAUAGAGCUAGGCUUAUGUAAAGCAGUGGAAAGUAUGCAGUGGAAAGUAUGCAGUGGUGUGUGGGGUUUUGAGUGGUACAAUCUGUUUUUCAAAGUUCAAUGAGAUGUUCCUCUAUCUCUGUCCACAGACGAUUGCGCCACCCUAAGGUUUACUGUUCAGGAUGGUCUCAAUCUGGUCCUCCCUCAAACCAGACUAGAAUGUAAGAAACUUCCCUUAACAAAAUCUAGCCCAUAAUUGUGCAAUACUGAGGGUUAUUUAUUGCAUUGUGAGAUGAACACAUCGUGCAGUGUCAUCAGGGGCGGCUCUAGCCUUUUGAGGGCCCUGCAAUUCUGCUCAUUUUGCCAUGGGGCAGAGAUACAUUUUUGCCAUGUUCAUUAUAUCUGAGUGAGAGUCACUAACAAAAUCAUUGGGGGCCCCCUGGAGGUCAGGGCCCCUGGGCACGUGCCCUGUGUUCCCUGUCGGUAUUCGGCCAUGGUUACUACAAUUUUAGAUAACUGGCUAGACUAACUUACCAAUCUAAAAAUUGUUAGCUGACAUGGCUAAUUGAGUGACUGUCAGUGACUGACAAAACAAAAGAAAAACUGCUCAUGCACAACCAAAUUUCGAACUUGCACCUUGUAUAUUCUACUAUUCUAACUCUCAACAGUAAGUUGAGACCCCAACUGAAUUCCAAAAAACUGAGUGUCUUUUAAAUGUAUUUAUAAAUGUUUUGGGUUGGGGGCCCCCUAGCGGCCAGGGGCCCUAAGCAACCGCUUAUGCCUGGAGCCGGCCUUGAGUGUCAUAGAGUACACUGACCUGUCUGGGAUGUUUAUUUUGCAGUGUGUGCCAGUGUUCUCAGCCCUGCCAAGAGCCCCAUGGGUAGACGGAGAUCUGUCUCUACGCCUGCCUCCUCUGAGUAAGUUCUAAGUUCCCAACCAACUGCCAUGAGGUAGCGGUGACCCAUGCUGUUUACAGUUCAGUAGUCUCUCUGGGUUUUUAUUGUCUGCAGUACUUACCUGUACUGUAAUAAUUUCUCUUAGAUUUCCACAACUGGAGGUGUCCAACCAACGCAGAAAAUCUAUUGGUCCCAUUCUCAGGUAAGCCUAUUAAUGCACCUCAUAGAGCUUAUUGGUACACAUAUAUUACAGUAUCGAAAGAACAGUUAGUAAUGGGAGAAAUCCAUUUUGUUUUAUGUUGUUGUAGUCCUCAAACGUCUCUGCGUCAUUCUGACCUUACCCACUCAUCCUCGGGAUCCUUGCUCUCAAAAAUCAAGGAGGACUAGUCUAUCUUUUGAUAAUACAAAUAAAAACUAUAUAUUUUCUAUAUUAAAGUUACGUCAAGUUUAUUUCCUUUAAAUAGAUAGUAAGGAUGUCCGUAAGCACAAACAGCCACAGUAGAGAUGUGAAAGGGGAAAGCCUUUUUAAACAUGUCUGAUCAUUCACCAGAAGGGGGAACCACUGACCAAUACAGAACACUGCUAUCAGAUCUAUUAUGGCGAUGACAUAGAUUUUUUGCCAUAUAGAGUUUUAGCAUGUUAUGAAAAAGUAGCAAAAUUGUUUUGGUAGUAAUGCCUCCCAUUCCAUUAGUAAGAAAAUAUAUCAACUUUAGUCAAACCUUUAUGGCAGACUGUGUGUUGAAGUGUCUCAUCCAGGACAAUAAUCGCCCUACGGAGUUAAGUCCUCUUUGUCCCAGGAGGGCCAGAGGUUUGUCUGAGGCUAAGAUCAGUAGGGACAAAGCAUUAAGAGAGGUUCACUUUCCAUGCCGGUCUUUCAUCCAUGACACUCACCCUUCCCUUCCCCCAACCUCCCCAACUACACAGACAAUAUUCUCUCCUUCCUCUCAAAACACCCCUCCCCUCUCUUCUAUCAACUCUCCAUCCCCCUCUCUCUACCUCUACCACCUCAACCCCCGUUGUCCCGUGUCUCUCAUAUAUCAUUGUCUGGCGGUCCUCAGGACCUGUGUAAACCCAGGAUAAGAGUCCACCUUAAAAAUGUACAAGGCUUACAAUGUGCCUGUCUCUUAGCUUUAAAUGUCCCAUGCAUUGUAUCACUAUGCCAAUGACCCAAAGUCUUCCCCUGUGACUCGUCACCACUGGAGUUGUAAAGCUAAAGCUAAAGGGGUAUUUUGGGAUGCUGCUUCCCUAAACACUUUAUUUGGAUCAUCAAUAACCAAAGACUACAUACAUUAAUUAAUAAGGCAUCAUUAAAUACUGUAAAUUGUGCUUAAUUCAAUACUGAGUCCCGUGACUCAGAUCACAAAGUAGAAGAUUUUCAGCAUAACAUUUGUUUUAUAUUGUAGAACAUACUCUGAAUUGAGUUUAAGAUGUGAGUUUUGAAUGAAGACACUGAAAUUGAUUUCCCAUGAUGCCUUGCCCUCCUCUUCUAUGCCAAUAAUGGAGCCGCUGACGGAGAAAGACACUCACUGCUAUUGGCAUCAUGGGUUUUAUUUAAUCCAGCUUGGCUCUUCUUUGGGAUAAUAACUUUUUUGCUUCAUUCCGGGCAUUGCCUGUCAGCUUGACAUAGCAAUAUCUCCCAACUGCACUGUUUCAUAGUCGGUUUCAUUUAUUUCAAAACACCAUUUCACACCCUGCUGGCUUUCGCUAGGUAUUAUACAGCAUUUGGGGAGAGGGCUGUAGAUUGAAUCGUGACAGAGACAAUGUCUUUUCCUGUAAAAAAAUAAGUGAAUAUUGUAAAUGGCAGACUAUAUCAAAUGUUUUUUUCUCCCUGUCAUUUUUUGGGUGUUUACUGUUCUAGCCUCUUAUAUCCAUGCUGGCUGUCAAAACUUGAUAAAAUAUUGCUUGUUCAAAAGGCAUUGCCCCUCAUUUUGCUGCCAUUAUUGUUGGAUUUUAGCAUACACUGUACAUUUUGGUGAUGCAUUUCCAAAGCAGUAGAAACCAAUAAACACAAUGUUUGUUUUUGAAUCUCAAGCUUGUGAUUUUUUAUUUAUUAAUUUUUUACCAUUGAAGCUAAAAUCAGAAGGGCUGAUGUGACGUUUGUCCAUUGGAUUACUUGUUGUUAUUUAUAAUACAGAAAUACACAGUUAACUAGAGAUUUAUUUUAUUAAGAUUUUAAAUUUAGCUUUUUAAUCCUUUCCAGUGUGUCCAUUUCCCCUUUGUGUUGUCCUUCAAUAAAACCCAGCCACUGGCGAAAGUCAAAUGAUAUGCUAACAUAUUCUACAUCUUCCAGUGCGUUAGUGAAUAAUGAGACUAUUGUCCCCUAAGCAUUGCUGUGAUUAGGGAGUUUUGGAGAGGGACUGCUAGAGUUUUGGUGUUGCUUUGGCAAGGGGCACAGCUGUUGUCCUCUUGGGCACACAAAAAUAACAUGAUUGAAGAGCUGACAUACUGUAAUAAAAGUUAUCAAUUCCUUCUCAACUGAAGGUUUUGGAAAUAUAUUAUUGGGAGUGUUUGUGCUGUUUUCACAAAGCACAUCACCAAACCAAACCUCUUACAACCACGCCAACCCUGAAAUAAAUAUUAUCCACCAAAAGCUUUGGCCCUAGUUCCAACAUUAAUAACUUCCCCAUCUUAGCACAGGUAUCGACUGUAGCAUAAUGGAACUACUGCCUUAGCUCGGUUGCAUUGAACAAUUGCCAGGCAAACCCAUUCUGACAACAGACAGGUAUAGGUUUUAGUGUCUGUGAAAUAUUGAUUUAUACUUAAUAUCUUGCCAGUUUAUGUUCUGAUCAUUUCCUGGCACUACCUUCCAGCUCCUUCAGGGGCCCCCUUAUGGAGCGAGCUGCCCAGGGCCGGGUGUGCCAGGCCAGCCGGUGGUCCUGCCUGUGGCUGGGUGGGUCUGCUGGGUCUGGUUCAGUCCCUCCUGCUGCUGCUGCUGACAUAUCUGCUGUGUUUAUUAAGAGGA
Coregonus sp. 'balchen' is the source of this 19874-nucleotide messenger RNA. The record is from the annotation of a GenBank genome assembly. Lineage: Eukaryota; Metazoa; Chordata; Actinopteri; Salmoniformes; Salmonidae.